Messenger RNA from Equus quagga, 5293 nucleotides. It is a transcript of the gene AQP4, whose product is annotated as aquaporin 4. The record is from RefSeq and is a predicted model, not a curated record. NCBI's taxonomy places the organism in Eukaryota, Metazoa, Chordata, Mammalia, Perissodactyla, Equidae. Gene Ontology annotation, biological process: transmembrane transport. The coding region runs from base 83 to 1078 and encodes 331 amino acids. Gene Ontology annotation, cellular component: basolateral plasma membrane; plasma membrane. The transcript is spliced from 5 exons. Gene Ontology annotation, molecular function: water channel activity.
GGCACAUCAACAAACCCCCUUUGUUCUGGGGAAAAAGAAGCAAAACAAAUGAUGUUGAUCCAUAUCCAGAGUGUGAACAUUGAUGAUCACAGCAGGGCGCUAUGGCAGACGCUGGGGUGAGCACUUGAAAGGCCAGAGUAAGUGUGGACCUUUGUGUAGAAGAGAGAGCAUCAUGGUGGCCUUCAAAGGGGUCUGGACUCAAGCUUUCUGGAAAGCAGUCACCGCGGAAUUUCUGGCUAUGCUUAUUUUCGUUCUCCUCAGCCUGGGAUCCACCAUCAACUGGGGUGGAACGGAAAAGCCCUUACCCGUCGACAUGGUUCUCAUCUCUCUUUGCUUUGGACUCAGCAUUGCCACUAUGGUGCAGUGCUUCGGCCACAUCAGUGGCGGCCACAUCAACCCCGCUGUGACCGUGGCCAUGGUGUGCACCAGGAAGAUUAGCAUCGCCAAGUCUGUCUUCUACAUUGCAGCCCAGUGCCUGGGUGCCAUCAUUGGAGCGGGCAUUCUCUACCUCGUCACACCUCCGAGUGUGGUGGGGGGCUUGGGAGUCACCACGGUUCAUGGAAAUCUCAGCGCUGGUCAUGGUCUCCUGGUGGAGUUGAUAAUCACAUUUCAGUUGGUGUUUACUAUUUUCGCCAGCUGUGAUUCCAAACGGACUGAUGUCACUGGUUCAAUAGCUUUAGCAAUUGGAUUUUCUGUGGCAAUUGGACAUUUAUUUGCAAUCAAUUACACUGGUGCCAGCAUGAACCCCGCCCGAUCCUUUGGACCUGCAGUUAUCAUGGGAAAUUGGGAAAACCAUUGGAUAUAUUGGGUUGGACCAAUAAUAGGAGCUGUCCUCGCUGGUGGCCUUUAUGAGUAUGUCUUCUGUCCAGAUGUUGAACUCAAACGUCGUUUUAAAGAAGCUUUCAGCAAAGCUGCCCAGCAAACAAAAGGGAGCUACAUGGAGGUGGAGGACAACAGGAGCCAGGUAGAGACCGAUGACUUGAUUCUAAAACCUGGAGUGGUGCAUGUGAUUGACAUUGACCGGGGUGAGGAGAAGAAGGGGAAAGACCCAUCUGGAGAGGUAUUGUCUUCAGUAUGACUAGAAGACAGCACUGAAAGCAGACAAGAACCCUUAGAACUGUCCUCAGAUUUCCUCCCACCCAUUAAGGAAACAGAUUUGUUAUAAAUUAGACACACGCAGGUUUGUUGUUUCAUGUCAUAUUACUCAGUCUAGAUAAUAAAUAUCUCAUUAUUUACCAAGGAGGAAUGGAAGAAACCUAUUGUGAAUUCCAAGUCUUAAAAAAAAUCUUUUAAAAAUAUCCCAAAGCAAAUAUGUAUCUAAUUUGUCUAGGUGCCAUUCACUAAUAAUCGAUUUAAAAUGCGUGUCAAGAUUUGGUUAAGUCUUGCCUGACAAAACUUAUAGACAUACCUAUCAGCUUACUCCUCCUCUACCGUGAAACUGGCAUUGUCAAUCUUCAUUUGAGUAUUUAUCCUGUUAACUCAAGUUUAUCAAUGGCAAAGUACAGUAUGUCACAGAAUCAUGCACAUUCAAGAAAGAAAAUAUACUGAGCUCUUUUAUGGACAAUCCCUUAUUUAUAAACUACCUCGGCAAAAGAAUAUUAACAACGGUCAUUGCUAAUGAAUUGUUUCCAUUUAUAUUUCAAAUACCCAACUUUCAACCCAAACUCCAAUUUAUAAUAUUCCUUCUCCCUCCUCAAUGCCCAAGGUAAUGGAGAACUAAAGCCCAGAAAUUUGAAGAAUGUUCAGAAACCCUGUAUAAUUAUUAAUUCCACCCACUAAAACAUCCAAAUCAUAAGGAACCCCUCUUGAGAUUCAGGACAAACAGACUUGUAAGAUCUUAUGGGGGUAAGGGGGGAAUUACCAUCAUACAAAAAUCAUAAGGACAAAGGAAAUCUGUAUUUUGGCCUCAAAUAGUUGAUCUGUUUUCAGUGCACAUCCUCAAAUACACUACCUGAAGUUAACAAUCUAAGCUUUUAACCACUUAACAAGUCUGCUUAGUUUUUUUAACUUACUGGCAAAACUGGGGGUUUUGUGUGUUUGUAACUUUGGUUAUCUACAUUUAAACAUUACUGAGACAUAUUUUUGAUAACAAGAACAUAACUAGUUGAGUCCUGACUUUUUGAUGAUUAUUAAGCUCUGCUCACUCUGGAAGGUGUAGACCAGUCCUGCCCAGCCCCAAUCUCUAUUGCCCUCUCACUUCUCAUGACAUUUGUUGAUAGUCUUCACUGUGUGUGUAAUAAUAUUUUAAUGAAUUCAAAUGCAUGAGAGACAAGGAACAACAUGGUUGCAGAAUAAAAGGGUGAACAUAUCACAGAACUGUGUAUUCAAAGCUGCCUAGGUAACCAGUCUCACUUGCAGAGGUAUUGUAUGUAACUCAACACCUUUUUGAAGUGUUUUCAUUACUCACCCAUUUAUUUGUCAAAAUAGUUUGUCUUUCCUGUACCGCUUUGCCUUAUGUCAAUAGAAAGGGCUCUGGAAACCCCAGUUUCUAUCAUCUGAACCAUCUAGUCUAGCUUUUUAUCUUAGACAAGGAGCUGCAAAUAUCAGUUUCACUGAACAAAAGCAAGGAGUAAAGCAAAAAUCAAUCACUGCAAAGAGUGGCUUGUAAAUAGCUGAUAAUCAAGGGCCUCCUUCUCCCAUGCACAGUUCCAACUGUGUGCCACUUUUUAGUGUUAAUGGCAGUUGUGUGUCUGUGGCAGUGAGAUAAUGGACCACUAUUAAACCUGAUUCUCUUCGGUGCUAGAAAAGUGAUGCAUAAGUUUGCCAGAGAGUCCUCACACAGGUAGGCCUGGGAGUGCCGCUAGCGUUUUUUAUGGCAGGUGUGAAAUCCCAGGCUUCCUUCUCAAGGAUGUAGCCAACCACCCCCUUCGCCAGUGAUGCACGUUGCUUCCUGUUUGUGGCAGCAUCUAUAGGAUCUAGGGUUCGAUUCUAAGGAUGGUUUAUGCCCGUCUUUUCAAAUGUUUGCACAAUAUACCACUAAAGGCUUAAAAUUGGGGGUGGUUCAGCUUAUAACAUAAUACUAUCAAGCAUCGGCAAACAGGUCAGUUCAAAAAUAAGUUACGUUAACAAAGAAAAGUUAAACCGAAUUUCUGAAUACGCUUACAAUUUACUGGCUUAUAAUCAUUUUUAUUCAGUCAUAUGAUUUACUUCUUAUACACUCAUUUCCAGUUAGAGCAUUCAAUAAGUUAGUGCUUGAAAAAAAAGGGUGAACGAUGUUUUUGUAAUUUGUUUUCCAGCAACUAGCAGAGUGCCUGGCACUUAGUAGGUAUUCAAAAUAAGUGUGUUAGUUAAUAAAAAUAUAUAAAUUUCAUUUGAGAUUUAAGAAUAUGAAUAAUUUUCCUUUAACCUUUAUUUUGCUCAAUAUUUAAUAAAAGCAUGGUUUCAAGGACUAUUGAGGGAAGGCAAUGUAAACGUAAACCCAUAAAAUAUAUUUUUCCAUUCUACUAUUUUAGAGGUACGCAGUGAACGAAAGCUUUAGCGCAUUUUUUCCCCGCAUAUGAGACAACAUAUUCUGUAUUUCACUCAAGGCUCUGCCAGUAAAAAGUAAUGAAAUUGUACCUUUCUAAUGACAUCUAUGCAGCAGGGGUCUAUUGCCUUGUGGAUGGCACCAAAUUAUCCAAGUGUAUUAGGAGACUAGGGCUUUUUCCUUUAAUCCCUUCUUAUUAAUGAAGUGCAUCAUGCUGCUCCCAGGAGAGUGCUGCUGACAGAUACACAGAAAAGAGAUCAGAGAGAAAAAAUUGGAAGGACAUAAAUGAAUUAUAUCCAGCCAGGAAACGAUGCCAACCAUCUCUUCCCUAAGGAAAAGUACACAAGUGCCCCCAAAUUAUAAGGUGGUCCCUACACUGAAAAUGUAUAUAGUUUGCCAAAAGAGUACAAAGAGUAAGAGUCAUUUUUUAAAUUUUCAGGGCUUUCUUAAUAAUUUGGGGCCCAGAAUUUGAAUGCAUGUUUUUGUUGCUGAAGAUGACAUUUUCUUCAAAGAGUCCUAAACUUUUACACUGGAAGGAAAUAUGUUCUGAUACCUAAAUAGUUUCCUAAAUUUAAGAUUCCUACACUUUGUUUCUGCUCUUUGACACUUUUCAUAAAUUCUUGUACUUUCUUUCUGUCGUCUGGCCCUUUUCCUAAUGAAGUUGAUAGGUGCUAGCAAGAACUGCUACUCAGUCUGGAAGAUUUUACAAGGAGACUAGAAAUAUUUGAAUAACAUACAUCAUGGAAUUAAGUUGUCUAAUUAAUUAUUAAGGUCUGAGUCCAAAUAGCACAGAAUAGUCUUCUUAGGCUGUGAAACUAGGCAACUCAUUUACUAGUUUAAACUCAAUAAUCAACAGGAAAGUUUCAAAGAAGAGUAGCAAAUUGAAACGCUAAAAUUCAUCCUAUUCUGGUGCAGCCCUUUGUCGCAACAUGUUGACACUGUCCCAACAUGUUGUAAACGUUUGACAGAGAAAUUGCCUUUGUGACAACUGAAGAUGAUAUUGGGAGUUCAAUAUAUAACGUUAUCAAACAAUAGAAAGCCAAUAUAAAUUCUCCUCAUAAGCACUAGAGAAUAUGCAAAUUCAGAAUAUUUUAUACCUGAGAGGAAUUGUCUUUCAUAAUGUUUAUGGCAACAAAAAUAUUAGGAAGAUAUGGUGACUAUUUGGAAAGUGUAAUGUAACAAAACUCACUUUCUUCACCACAAAUUUUGUGUGUUUGCAUUGGUAUUGUAGUACUUUAUAGAUCACCCCAAAAGUGUAUUAACUUUUGAAACCCAUAAUUCUCUGAAAUGCAUGGACAACAUUUAAUUGAGGCCCCAAAACUGUGGCUGCUCACUUUUGCAAAUGACCAUAGCUUGUGAAAAUACACAUCAAAUAAAUAUGAUACGAUAUGUACAAUGAACAUUAAAUUUAAGAGCAGUUAUAAUGGUACCCAUGCAUGCCAAAAUCCAAGAGCUAAAAAAUGUACCUAAUUUAUAUAACCCAUUGGAAUAUAUUUCUAGAUUCUCUUCAGAAUUAAUUAAAUAAGCAUGCAAUUUAUGAAAGUACAUAAACAAUUGUUUAUCACUUUUAUGACCCAAAUCACAAUAAACUUGUAAUUCAUGAUAAACUGGUGAGAAUAAACUGAACAUAUGGUUAUAUUCACAAUUAUUUAUUAACUGAAAUUUUAUUCCAACAUUAGAGCUAAUAUUAAGGAGAUUUAAACUAUAAUGUCUAAUAUUCGGAAUAAUCUAUUAAACGAUUAGCAUUGUGGUUGAUUCCCAUGAAUUAUGUUGUAUCUCAUACUACUAAGCUUGUGCAAAUAAACUUUUUAAUGUUUUAAAAGGCAA